Polyodon spathula (Mississippi paddlefish) is the source of this 1919-nucleotide messenger RNA. Its product is annotated as zinc-binding protein A33-like. Gene Ontology annotation, molecular function: protein binding; zinc ion binding. The transcript is spliced from 6 exons. The record is from RefSeq and is a predicted model, not a curated record. Lineage: Eukaryota; Metazoa; Chordata; Actinopteri; Acipenseriformes; Polyodontidae. The coding region runs from base 203 to 1819 and encodes 538 amino acids.
UCCGCAAGGGGCGAAAUUAGGCAUGACGCCGAUACUACAUCGUGUCUUUGUUUUUAGUUUUGGCUAUCUUAUCAAAAACAUCCUAUGACGUCCAUGCGAUGAUUCACAUUUGGAAUGUUAACUGAGCACUUAUAGAUAGGUUUGUUCGUUCUCAGACUAAAUUUGCAAGAUGCACCAGUGUUCAUAACUGAAAAGUGAAGAAAUGGACUCGGCCGCCCUUAACGAAGAACUGGUUUGUGCUGUUUGCCGUGACGUUUUCGUGGAGCCGGUAACACUACCUUGUGGACACAAUUAUUGCGACGAAUGUGUCAAUCAACUGAAAAAGUCAGCUUUAGGAACCACAGCAAGAAGCAGAUCCCACUAUACAUGCCCGCUCUGUCUAGCGCCCUGUGAAACCGGGAUUGAGCUGAAGAGGAAUGUUGUGCUGCACAAUAUCAUUGAAAAGGUCUACCAGCAGCAGCUCCAGUCUGGGGCGAGCGUGUUCUGUAGCGUCUGUAAAGGUCAGCAGAGAGCCCCGGCCGAGAAGACGUGUGUCAGCUGUGGAGAGUCCUACUGCUCUUUGCAUAUAAUGCCCCAUUUGGAAAACAAGUUUUUCCAUCAGCAUGUGCUUGUGAGCCCCACCGCAGAAACAAACAGGCUUUGCAGAGACCAUGGCAAAGAACUGGAGCUUUACUGUAAAACUGACUCGACCCCGUUAUGUGUUUAUUGCAUGCUGCCCUCUGAGACUAAACACCUGGCUGGCCAUGACGUUGUCAAGCUGGCAGAGGCGAGACACAUUGUAAAAGAGGAAUGUUUUGCCAAACUUGGCAAUAUAAAAGAAAAUCUUUCACAGGUCCAAGGAAGUCUGCAGAAAUUGGAUGAAACUGCUUCAUGUUCAAAGGAUGCUCUUGAAAAGCAACAGCAAGGAUACAUAGGCUUCUUGAAAAAAGUCAAGCUGUUCAUAGAUAUUGAGGAGAAGGCUUGGGAGAAAAGGUUUUCAGUUGCUAAGCUGCAGGAAAGUGUUUUGAUAAAACAUAAAGCAGAAAAGCUGGAACAGCUACAAACAAAGCUACAGGAAGCCAUGUCCGCUAUGCAAAAAGCCUUGUCAAACCAAGACCCUGUGACUUUGCUGCAGCUUUUGAAAAAUGUUGCAUGGACUGACCUGUAUCAAAAGGGCUUUUGUACGGCUAAGAUCCAGGAAACAAUGAUAGGUAUCACUGCUGAGCCUGAUGGCUCCAAAAGAAGAAUUCCUCUAUUCAACACUUUGCGUGGCACAUUUUCAGAUGAAGAGAUAAUAUUGGAUCCAAAGACAGCCCAUCCCCAGUUGAAGAUAAACAAGGAGCUUAACGCAGUCAUCGCAACUCGAGAAAAGCGCACGGAAGAGCCUAACUGUGAGCGUUCUAGCAGCUGGUUCUGUGUGCUUGGCGCUGGUGCGUUCAGCACUGGCUUGCACUGCUGGGAGGUGACAGUGAGAGGAAUCCCCUCGUGGGCUGUAGGUGUUGCUUACAGAAGUAUCUCCAGGGAUUCUCCUGACAGUAAGCUCGGGAGCAAUGACAAGUCCUGGGCCCUGUCAUACAGCAAGAGCCAACAGCAAUUCUGCGCACAGCACAACUUGCUCAUGUAUUCGUUCAGUGUUAACAAGACCCCAGACAAAAUAGGGCUGUUUUUAGACAAUGACAGCGGAGUUCUUUCCUUCUAUGAUGCUGACUUGCUUGAAUGCUUGUACACAUUUUAUUGCAGUUUUAAAGCACCCGUAUAUCCUGCCUUUUGUCCCAGAUUUGAAAAGGACACAGAAUUUGUUACUGAAGCAAUGAGGGUACGAAAAAGUAUACUUUUCUAAGCAUGUGUUCUUCUAAGGGAACAGUGAUGGGGUUUUUUUUUUUUUUACACGUUGGAUACAUAUUUUUGUUUACCUUCAUGAAACCAAAAACACUUGCAUA